This is a messenger RNA of Megalobrama amblycephala (Wuchang bream), 1339 nucleotides long. RefSeq names its product gamma-glutamylaminecyclotransferase B-like. Lineage: Eukaryota; Metazoa; Chordata; Actinopteri; Cypriniformes; Xenocyprididae. The record is from RefSeq and is a predicted model, not a curated record. The transcript is spliced from 2 exons. Gene Ontology annotation, molecular function: gamma-glutamylaminecyclotransferase activity. Bases 114 to 596 code for a protein of 160 amino acids.
GCCAUUUUCUCAUUUUCAUAAUUUAGAAAGGCGGAAGUAGGUACAGGACUGUAUCAGCAGUUCGUACAGUUGAUAAACCUGUUUCUCUGUUGGUUGAUCAUCAGUCUGUAUAAAUGAAAGGGUUCGUUUUAUUAUCGGUCAUUGUUAGUGUUUUUCCCGCAGUGCACAUGACUCUAAUCUUUGUGUACGGGACGCUAAAGAAAGACCAGCCCAACUACCUCUUGAUGAGGAACCCUGACAACGGUCAGGCCGAGUUUGUGGCUCACGCUCGCACAGUGGAGCGAUACCCGCUCGUGAUCGCCACCAAAAACAACAUCCCCUUCCUGCUCAACGUCCCUGAGACGGGUCAGCGCAUCCAGGGUGAGAUCUACAGCGUGGACAAGAAGAUGCUGGACUUCCUGGAUGAGUUUGAAGAAUGUCCAGAGUUGUACCAGCGCACAACUGUCCAGCUGGAAGUGCAGGAUGGGCCGAAGUCUGGAAGUAUCAUCAAGGCCUUUAUGUACAGCACAACUACGUAUGAACCCGAGUGGCUCCAAAAACCAACAUAUGAAAGUUAUAAUGCUUCCGGUGAUCACGGGCUGCGCUAUGUGCCGUGAAGACAGAUGCUCAGAGUAACUACUGUAGUAACAUUUACCAGGAUUUCACCACACCUGCCAGUGCCACAUGAAUUUAAUUGAUCAUUCAGACAUUUUACAACAAAAGUGUUGAGUUUCCUGCUGCUUUAUUUCUGCAACAACAACAAAAGAACAAAGAAUGUUUUCACUCAAACUGGUUUUGGUCAUCAUGUAUUCAUAUUUCUCAGGGAAUCUACCAGUCACACAACAGAGUUUCACAUGGUGACGUUGCAAUUUUGGUUCCAAACAUUUUAGCAAAUUAAUGAGAAAUAAUUGCAUACAGCUUUGGAGGGGAAAAAAUAUCUUGAGGCAUCUUAGAUCAACUUCUGACAGUACUGUAUAUUAUCAGCUAUGUAAAAUGUUAUCAGAAUAUGUGUCAGAUAAUUUCUUUAGACAUUGUCAUUUAAAUGGUGUGCUUUACAUUUACAGUUAAAAUCGUUACCGGUUUUAUUUAGUACUGGAAGCCCAAUUUUAAUUUAUUGGCACUUGACAAGUGUUAUUUUUGGACCCUGGGUGUUAAUGUGGUAUCAGAUGGCAUUAUUCAUUUGUUGCUGUGUUAUAUAAAUAUGAUAGUGAGCCAGUACUGUGGUUUGUAUGCUACUGCCACACACAAAACAUUACCAUGUUUAUAGGGCACAUCUAUAUAUUAAUGUAUGUUUUUAUUGUAUAUACUGCCGUUCAAAUGUUUGGGAUUGGUAACAUUUUAAAAGAAGUCUCUUAGCUCA